CCCGCCCCCGCAGCCAUGUCGUCGCAGUUGGCGCGCAGACGCCCGGCGGUCGGGGCCGAGGGGGGAGCCCCCGCGGGAGCCCCCGCGCGCGGCGAUGCGGAGCGGGGCAUGGCGGCUCCGGGCCUGUCGCUCUGCCUCAAGCUGCUGGCCGCGGCCUUCUACGGCCUCAGCUCCUUCCUCAUCGUCGUCGUCAACAAGAGCGUGCUUACCACCUACGGGUUCCCGUCCUCGCUGUGCGUGGGGCUGGGUCAGAUGCUGGCCACGGUGGCGGUGCUGCGUGCGGGCAAAGCGCUGCGGGUCCUCAAGUUCCCCGACCUGGACCGACAAGUCCCGCGCCGGACCUUUCCUCUACCUCUCCUGUACUUCGGGAACCAGAUCACGGGGCUCUUCAGCACCAAGAAACUGAACCUGCCCAUGUUCACCGUCCUGCGGAGGUUCUCCAUCCUCUUCACCAUGUUUGCCGAAGGAGUUCUGCUCAAGAAGAAGUUCUCCUGGGGCGUGCAGAUGACGGUGUUCGCGAUGAUCAUCGGCGCCUUCGUGGCUGCCAGUGCUGACUUGGCGUUCGACCUGGAAGGAUAUAUUUUUAUCCUCAUUAACGAUGCCUUAACAGCUGCAAACGGUGCCUACGUGAAGCAGAAGCUGGAUUCCAAGGAGCUGGGGAAAUACGGCCUGCUCUACUACAAUGCACUCUUCAUGAUCCUUCCCACCCUGACCAUUGCCUACUUCACUGGAGAUGCGCAGAAGGCGAUGGAGUACCCGGGCUGGGCAGACGUGCUGUUCAUCGCUCAGUUCACGCUGUCCUGUGUGAUGGGGUUUAUUUUGAUGUACUCCACGGUUCUUUGCACUCAGUAUAAUUCUGCUCUUACAACUACAAUAGUUGGCUGCAUUAAGAAUAUUUUAAUAACCUAUAUUGGGAUGUUUUUUGGAGGAGACUAUAUUUUUACAUGGAUGAACUUCAUUGGUCUAAAUAUCAGUAUUGCAGGAAGCCUGGUGUAUUCCUACAUCACCUUCACGGAGGAGCAGCUCAGCAAGCAGGCCGAGGCGGGCAGCAGGAUGGAUAUUAAGGGCAAAAGCUCCGUGUGAGCACGGAGGCGAGCUGCUGGGCGCACGCGCUGCUGGGCUGAUGGCUGGCGGGACGCGGCGAGGAGUCGGGGUGUCUGCUGCGGAGUCACGGUGAUGCUCUUUUGAUUUGCACAAUCCAGAUCGCUGCCUUCAAAAAUGACGGGAAAGGUGAAUGACUGCACGUGUAAGCAUUGAUCUAAUUAAGUGUGAUUGACUGUGAGGGAUUCCUGGCUGCUAAACGACGCGGAGGUUCGGCUCGGGCCGGCGGUGCAAGGGAUUGAACUGCAGAGGACUCAGCAGCUGGAAGAGGCACAGCAAGGAGGUGCUGGCUGUGCCAGUGCUGCAGGCUGUUCCUCGGGGCAGCGCUCGGUGACCCUGGUGCUGGGUGUCACCGUGUGCUGCUGCAGGCUGUCGGCUUGGCUUUAUCAGAACAGGGUUUUAACGCACUGAGCAGCGGGGACUGACUUCUAAAGGGUGUCUUACACAGCACUUCUUUUUAGAUCUCUCUCUUUCGAUUGUCUUUUGAUUUUUUUUUUUAAGCAAAAAUUUUUUUUUUUUUGGGA
This is a messenger RNA of Numida meleagris (helmeted guineafowl), 1625 nucleotides long. It is a transcript of the gene SLC35D1, whose product is annotated as solute carrier family 35 member D1. The transcript has 12 exons. The record is from RefSeq and is a predicted model, not a curated record. Gene Ontology annotation, molecular function: antiporter activity; GDP-fucose transmembrane transporter activity. The coding region runs from base 16 to 1083 and encodes 355 amino acids. Lineage: Eukaryota; Metazoa; Chordata; Aves; Galliformes; Numididae. Gene Ontology annotation, cellular component: Golgi apparatus.